Molecule: messenger RNA, 528 nt
Organism: Vicia faba (fava bean)
Lineage: Eukaryota; Viridiplantae; Streptophyta; Magnoliopsida; Fabales; Fabaceae
Source: the annotation of a GenBank genome assembly
AUGAUAAAGGGUAAGCAGCUUAGCAUGAUCCAGAGGGAGUACUUGACUAGCAGAGUAACUGUUGCUGAAAUAGAUAAAGCUUUGCAGGACAUUGGAGAUCUUAAAGCCCCUAGUGCAGACGGGUUUGGUGCAAAAUUCUUUAAGUCCUGUUGGCACUUUAUUCAGGCUGAUGUCUUGGCAUCUGUGAUGGAAUUCUUUGAGAAGAAUAGAAUUUUUAGCCCUUUCAAUAAAAUUGUUAUUACUUUGAUCCCCAAACAUGACCAAGCCAAAGGAGUGAGGGAGGAUUCAGCUUGUCAAAAGCAUUCCUUUGCUAUAACUCAGUUUUGGUUACAAUGCUUACCUCUUCCCAAAUUUGUACUAAAGAAAAUAGAUGCCUUAUGCAAAUCUUUCAUUUGGAAUGGUACUCAUGAGAUUAGUCGUAAGAGCCCUGUGGCCUGGAAGAAAUUUUGUAGCCCUAUGAAUCAGGGUGGUUUGAAUGUGAUUAACCUGGCUGUUUGGAAUAAGGUUACCAUGCUCAAGUGUCUUUGA